AUGCUGGGCGAAGGAGUGGCCCAGGAAGCCAUGGCCCCGGCCUUCCGAACGCGACGCACCCGGUGCUCGGCCGCCGCCACCCCACAAUGCACCGCGCGGCCCGAGCGCCCCAGAGGAACUCCCGACGCUGCCCAGGCGCCUGCAGGGCCGGCCUUGCCCGCAGGGCCUGGCCCCGGGCGCCGCCGGCAGUGCAGGUGGACUGCACGCGAGGCGACCGCUCCAGCCGCGUCGACGGCGACACUCACCGCAGGACGCCUUGCCCUCCUCCAAGUCGCAGUAGCCGCAGCGGGAGCCGGCCUUGAGCCCCUUGUACUCCACCACGGAGGCCAUGGCAGCCUCCAGGGUCCGCGCGGGCCGGCCACGCCUCUCGGCGUCCGGGUGGACGGCGGCGGGGCACGGGGGCCCGCGGCGGGGAGGAGCGGAGAGCGAGGCCCGGCGAGAUUGGCCUGGGUCAAAAAUACUCAAGACUCUCGGAUUGCAGCGGGUUCCCAGUCUCCAUUAGAAAAGAAGAUUGAGAGUUUAGGUGGUGUCCACUCUUCAGAAGUGAGGAAACUGUUAGACCAAGAGUUCCAACAGGAGAAUGAAACACUUUGUCAACUUAAGGAGACGUCUUCAGACUUCCGGUUUGCCCAAGCAGAGGCGUAUUACUACCGCAAACACCAAGAAAUGAUGCUGGAAGAAGCGUGGAAAUACAGAACGGUUCCAAAAUGGGAAAUUAAAACAGAGGAAAAGAGACCACAAAGUGAAAAAACGGAAGAUGCCAAAAUGUGGGCCUACCUAGUGCCUGAGAGGGCACUGAACCGGACAGGGAAGCACAUUAGCCAAGCCCAACGAGCUCAAGGCCUCAGGGACCGCAAGUAUCGGCUCCUCCCUCAGAAAAUUCCAAGUGAAACACUUUUCCCCAAAACAUUAACACGGAAGGAUAAAACGACUGAAAAUAUCCAGAAAACACACAGAAUUAAAACCAGAAAGCACGAGGUGGCAUGGACAGAGGAACAGAUAAAGGGACAUCAGGAUCGCAUGGUUCGAGGAAGAGAACUCACAGAGCAAAGAAAUGAUCAACAAAGUGCUCAGCAGCUCUCUGCCCAGGUCCCUCCGUCCCUGAAAUCUCAAGUGGAGAAAGAGGAGGUAAAAGAAUUUGAGUGGGUCACAGCCUACCCCAUUGCCCAGCCUUACCAGGAAGCACUUAUAAAAGUGACUAUUUUGAUGGAAAAGUCAAAAAAAGAAGAUAAAAUUAAAAAACCACUCUGCAGAGAGUUCUUGAGUAUACCACCAUUUUUGAGAAGUCAAUUGGAAAAAAAUAAACCUUAAAUUUUCUAGGUUCCUGAAUUUCUUUGUUAAGCUAGCCUAUUUUCAUAGUUGUUAGUGUUGUAAAAUCCCAUAUUGCCUAAUUUUAUUUCUAAGUGCAUCAAACUGGAAAAAAGAAGUUAAGCCACAAGGACAGCACGCCAAGUGUCUCAGCUACCUACGUAACUACCCCGACACUUAGUGACUUAAAAGCACCACUGUUUUAUUAUACCUCCCAAUUCUGUACAGGAAUUCAGGCAGAGCCCAGCUAGGCAACUUCCCUGCCCCAUAUGUGGCAUCACUGGAACGGCUUGAGGGCAUCCAGGCGGUGGCUGGGUCAGUCCGGAGGGCCCAAGACCACUGCCCCACAAGCCCUUGGCAGGGACAGCUGGAAGGCUGGGCUCAGCCAGUCCCUCUGCCUGUGUCCAUGUGGUUUCAGGGCCACUGGCAGGUGGACAUUUUACAUAGUAACUCCUGGUUCUAAGAGACUGGUCAGUCAGAGCUUAUGACCCAGCGCCAAAAGCCCCAGAACAUCACCUCUGCUACAUUCUGCUGCUCAGACAAGUCAGCAAGACCAGCCCAAAUUCAAGGAGAGAGGAAACAGACUUCCUCUCAAAAACAUUUGCAGCCGUUAUAUUUCCUCUAGCACCCCAAGGCUCUGGGAAGUCCACCACACGCCUCUAUUUUACUUUUCAUUGUUCUUUAAACACCGCUCAUAAAAACUAAACGAGUAUUUUUAUAUGAACAGAGAAACCUACAACUUCACAGCUCCUGAGUUAAGAGGCCCGGCUUCCCCUCUGCAGAGAUAAAUGUAGACAAAGGGUGUGAACGCCCGUUGCAGUUAUUAUACAGAUAACACCUCAUCUCGCACUCUCCAAUUCCCUUAAAAUUCAGAGAUGUCACAUACCGAAGCCUAAGCUGCAGCCCUGCCAGAGAUCCAAGGCUCUAGGACAUGGCCUCUCUGGGGCUGACAGUCUAUUUGGAAACGAGAACAAUAGUAAAAUAAAGGAGCACAUGCCCAAUUCUGUAGUGUAAGAACCUCUUUGAGAAUAUGGACCAGCAAGUGGGGUAGCAGUGUAUGGGGAAUGCACCUCAGAAUGAAACUCCUUAGAUGAGCAGAGCAGCCAGGAGGAAAGCAUGGCCCUGCUUCAGCACACGCCUACCCGCUGCCAUCGGCACAGAGCAGAGGCAGGCACAGCCCUGGCCCUGGGGCUCCCCUGGGAGAGAAACACCAGUUAACGAGAUGAGCACAAGCAGGACAACUGAGGCAAGAACAAGGUGCUAUACCAAAACACUAAGUUCUGGAGGAAAAGAAAGGCUUUGGGGCUGACACGAGUUUGUUUUUUAAAAGGUAACACAUAUUGUCUUUUUUAUUCAGAUGUUUUAAAGAAGUGGCCCAUAAUCUCCAGCCAGAUAACUUCUGGUGAUAAUUUUAAAAAAUACCAAGAAAGUACAUGGUUAGAAAAUUCAAAUAAUUACAUAAAGGUAUGAAAUGCAAAGUAACCUUUGCCACCUCAGUUUGCAAAAGGUAUGUUUAAGUUUCUUACCGGAAGCAAGUCUGGAACAGGCAGAAGGUAGAUGGAUAAAGGGAAGAAAGCAACUCUAAACCCACGCACUUGAAGUCAUGAAGCAGAGACCAUGUAUUGUGUGAUUCUAUGCAUGUGGUAUCCGGAAUAGGCAACUCAUGGGGACAGAAUUAGGCAAAUGUCGACAGAAAGUGGGUUGUUGGUUGGGCAGGGCUAAAGGGUGAAGAGGUAGGUGAGGAGGGGUGAGACUGCUUCCUCAUGCAGAAUCAUGGGGCAUGGGGACAAGAAUGUUUUAAAAUUAGGUUGUGGUGAGGCCCACACAGCCCAUGAAUGGACUGAAAAACAGUGAACUGUGUACUUUAAAUGGGUGGCUAGUAUGGUAUGUGACACGGAUCUCAGUAAAGCUGUCUAACCAAAUGAAAGACAUGGCUAGAGUAUAGAAAGGAAGGAAGUGGGCCCAGAGAUGUAGGCAAAGGGGCCAAUGAUGAAGGCUUCCAGUGUCACCAAGAGCUCAGGUUUUUCAACAGGGAAUUGUUGAGAAACAGACAAGUGGUUUGGAAGAUACGGAGAACAGACAGAUAGGAAGCAGGGGAUACCACAUGGAAGCCUGCGGCAGAAACCUGGACAAGAUGGAGAAAAUCAAGUAACAGAUGGGAAUUAGUGACCAACUAA
Messenger RNA from Manis javanica (Malayan pangolin), 3485 nucleotides. RefSeq lists its product as uncharacterized. The record is from RefSeq and is a predicted model, not a curated record. Lineage: Eukaryota; Metazoa; Chordata; Mammalia; Pholidota; Manidae.